AUGGUCUUCCCCAAUACUGGCUUUCUUGCUGCCCUGACCCUGGCGCAAGCAACUUUACCCCUCGGAGUCCUCGCCGCCCCAUCGUCGUCGACUCUGCAGGCCUGCGCCAAGAUCGCGGCUCUCCUGCCCUCCGGCAGGGUCCAUUACCCUCAGAAUCUGGUCGAGUACAAUGCCGAGCGCUCGGCUUACUGGUCGACGGCCUCGCGUGCCCUGGAGCCUGCGUGCAUCGUGGUCCCGCAGAACGCUGAGCACGUCUCCGCGGCCAUCAUGACACUGCUCAGGUUCCCAUCCGUCAACUUUGCCGUGCGCAGUGGCGGGCACGACCCGAACGUCGAGCACGCAUCGGUGCAGGACGAUGUGCUCAUCGCCAUGACAGCUCUCGCGGGUGUGCGAUACGACGCCGCUACGGGCCUCGCGCAUGUCAAGCCCGGCGGGGAGUGGAACGAUGUUAUCGGCGAGCUGGAAAAGAGUGGUGUUGCCAUUGCUGGUGGCCGACUGGGCUUGGUAGGCAUUGCCGGACUGCUCCUCCAGGGAGGUCUCUCGUUCCUGAGCGCGCAGCAUGGUCUUGCGGCUGAUAGUAUCAUCGGAUGGGAGACGAUCGCGGCUAACGGCUCGAUCAUCAACAUCGACGCCACUCAGCACCCAGAUCUUACCGUUGCCAUGCGUGGAAGCGGCAGCCAGUUCGGCAUCGUGACCGAGUUCAAGGUCAAGGCCCGCCCGAUUGGCAAAGUCUGGGGCGGUAUCCGCAUAUACAACGCCUCCCAAGAGACUGAGCUCUACGCGGCGCUACACAAAUUCGUCGCCAAUGGCGCGUCCGACCCCAAAGCGGCCAUCAUCCACUCAAGCAUCGUCUUUUCGGGUAUUCAGUCGCACGUCGUCUUCUACUUUUACGACGGCCCUUCACCGCCCACCGAGGGCGUGCUCGCAGAAUAUCUCAGGAUUUCGUCCACGCUGGACACUACAAAGGCUCGAAGCUAUUCUGAUCUACUGAAGAGCAACGGCGAGCCUGUUGCACCCCUCAAUGCACGCCAAUCUUUCCGUACAUACACGCUCCCCUUCAUCCCAAGCAACCCGGCCGUCUACGUCCUCACCCGCGACAAGUUCACCCAGAUCGCCCAGCCGUUCCUCGCCCGCACGACGUCGCAGUUCACUGUCGACUUCCAGCCCCUCCCGUCGGCCGUGGGCGCGCACUCUGAGCUCGCUGGCGGCAACGCGAUGGGCCUGCGCGGCGGCGACCCGGACCGCACGAUCCUCGUGCUCCAUGGAAGUUGGGAGUUCGCGUCCGACGAUGAUGCGGGCCACGCCAUCGCGCGUGAGGUGAGCGAGUGGCUGGACGCCAUGGUGCCCGAGUGGCUCGGGCAGGCCGGCAUGAACAGCACCGGCUUGUACAUGCCUCUGUUUAUGAACGACGGUGCUUGGGACCAGAAUGUCACGGGGAGCUACGGCGACUAUGCGCGCUUCAAAGCUCUGCAGGAGCAGAUGGAUCCGCAGCAAGUGUUUGCGCAGCGGCUCGGCGGGUUCAAGUAUUGA
This is a messenger RNA of Microdochium trichocladiopsis, 1530 nucleotides long. RefSeq lists its product as uncharacterized. The record is from RefSeq and is a predicted model, not a curated record. Gene Ontology annotation, molecular function: FAD binding. The transcript is spliced from 6 exons. Bases 1 to 1530 code for a protein of 509 amino acids. Lineage: Eukaryota; Fungi; Ascomycota; Sordariomycetes; Xylariales; Microdochiaceae.